AUAAACUUCAGUUGAAAGUUAUACCUAAUGAUUUCAAAUAUUGUUACUGUGAAUACGCGCAUGUAAAAUACUCAUCUACAUUGCAAUGAUUCUUUUACAAAGAAGCAAUUGAAAAACUUUUAAUAAGUUUCGGGGAUGUUUUAAAUGGGACAGUUAUGGUGGAUUACUGGGGAUCUCAUAGCGGUUCAUGAAGUGACAAGUUAUGGCUCAGAUAUGCGAUAUAUCUCAGGCUUCUGCUUGGUUGCCCCUUGUUAGAGCCUCAGCAAUCGGAUGGAUACCAAUUUCGCAGCAUCCCCUCCCAAAAAAUAUUUGCACUAAAGAUGAUGUCAGUCGGGAAGUUUUUGAAAAGAAAGCUGUUAUUAAUGUAAGCGGUCAAAGAUUCGAAAUACUUACAAGCUGCUUGAACCGUUAUCCUCACACUUUGCUUGGAUCAGAUGAACGUGAUUACUUUUAUGAUGAAAAAACCGGAGAAUACUAUUUUGACAGAGAUCCGGAAAUUUUCAGGCAUAUUCUUACUUAUUACCGCUGUGGGCAUCUGCACUAUCCAAAGAAGGAAUGCGUUAUCCAGUAUGAAGAUGAGCUUGCUUACUUUCGGAUAGCAUCAGAAUCUCUAGGUGAUUGUUGCUAUGAGGAUUAUCAUGAUAGCAAAAGGGAAAAUUCCGAACGAUUGUUAGAGGAGCGAACGUCGACCAAAGAAAAUGCUGAGAAACCGAAAGAUUUUCGCAACAGAUUGUGGCAAGCCUUUGAAAAUCCAGAGUUUUCUACUACUGCCAUAGUAAUUUAUUAUGUGACUGGAUUUUUCAUAGCUGUUUCGGUUUUCGCAAACAUAACAGAAACCAUACCAUGUGGUCCUGAACCUGGAUUAAGCAAACAGCGGGCUUGUGGAGAUAGAUAUAUCGAUGCUUUUUCAUGUCUUGAUACAGCAUGUGUAAUUAUAUUUACUAUUGAGUACUGUGCAAGAAUGUAUGCUGCACCCAACAGAUGGAAGUUUUUUAUUUCAGUGAUGAGCAUUAUUGAUGUCGUUGCUAUAUUACCAUUUUACAUAGGCUUACUAAUGCCAGAUAACAAAAGUGUUUCUGGUGUAUUCACAACAUUACGGGUAUUUCGUGUAUUCAGAGUGUUCAAAUUUUCACGUCAUAGUGUUGGAUUACGCAUACUUGGUUACACCUUGAAAUCUUGUGCAUCUGAAUUGGGUUUCCUACUAUUUAGUCUAACUAUGGUCAUUAUUAUUUUUGCUACUGUUAUGUAUUAUGCUGAGAAAUCUGUUGAAGGAACUACUUUUUCUAGUAUCCCAUCAUCAUUUUGGUACACUAUUGUCACCAUGACUACACUUGGAUACGGUGAUAUGGUUCCAGAAACGAUAGUUGGAAAAAUUGUUGGCGGUAUGUGUUCACUUUCUGGAGUACUUGUGAUUGCCUUACCAGUUCCUGUCAUUGUGUCAAACUUCUCUCGUAUUUAUAAUCAAAGUCAACGGUCUGAUAAGAGACAAGCACAGAAACGUGCUAGACAAGCCAGGAUAAGAUUAGCUCAACUAAUGGCAACUGUUAAUGCCUGUGCAGAAAAAUCUGAAGGUCCAGAAGGAUCAAGUGAUGAAGGAGAGGAAGGUGAGGAAAAGAGGAAAAAAUGUCAUUAUUUUGAUGAAAAGGCAAAUGUACAAUAUUCAUCCACCUCACCAUUGUCUGCAUUUGCUACUAGUCUCUCUACAAAUGAAGAUCAAAUUCAUCAGGAAUUGAAAAACUCUACAGAUAGUGAUUUCAAAUUCGACCAACAACCUCAAUUGAUUCGAAGUCAAUCGGUCUCAAAUUCAUCUAUAAAAAGAUCAAGUAAAAAGUGUAAAACAGUAAGUCGUACACGAUCUCUUCAUAAUGGGGAACAUAGUUGGAGUAAAAAGUAUCGACAUUGUAAUAUUACUGAUAAAAAUAAGAAAACACCUUUCCUGCCUAUUUAUAUUCAUCCUGCUAGUCAAAGAAGUAAAGGGAAGAGUAGAAAAGAAAAUGCAUCACUACAAAAAUCUCAGCAGAAAAGUAAACUUACAUUUGAAGAUUUGAUAUUAUUGCAACAGAAACACUUGAUGGAUUGUUUGCAUGUAGUUACGGCUAGAUCUUCAGUAAAUAAUGACCCAAGAGAAUCAAACAGCAAUCUACUUGUUAACAAUCCAAUAAUAAGUGCCUUGCACCAAGGAAAUACAAAGCAUCCUCGACGUCUCACAAAUGAAUCAAUAUCAAAAUUUUCUCGUAUGCUAAAAGUUAGACCAUCGAUUACAAAAAGUCUCUGUGAAAAUGGUCGAUCUUCAAGUAAUGUUAGUGUUUUUGACAAUACUGAAGGAAAUACUGCAGUGAAAGAUGCAGGUAGUGAGUAUAAAUCAUCUACAAAUAAAUUAUGCGAUCAACACCCCCCACCAAAUCAUCCUACUGAAUCGAACUCUUUGAAUCGUUUAUCUGUCUUCCGAUUACCCUAUUCACAUGGUCAAAAAUCAUUAGAUAAUCAACAUUCAACUAUCAAUUUAACUGCUUUCUCUAAGCUGAAACCUAAUUUUCGCAAAUUCAAACAUGGACAUUCACAUCGUGACUUUUAUCAUAAAAUGGACUAUUUAACAAAUGAUGAGCAUAAUGAUAGAGAAGAUGAAAAUAUGGAACUUUCCAAUUCUUCUGUUAUGUCAAAUACAAAUGUAGACCGUAAUUUAAAUAAGGAUCAGUUGAUUCGUCAUUCAAACAGUGAAAAGAGACCAUUGCUGGUAAAGUCUAAACUUUCUUUAAGUGAUGAAUAUGAUUUUUUUGAUGGACAAAAGAGUAAACUGCUUCAUUCCAAUAAUUUAGAUUUGACCUAUAGUCCUACAUGGCCACCUCUCAGCUUAUCAUCAAAUAAAAAGUUCAAAGGUAUGCAUAAAUCAUACGGUCUUUAUUCAGAAAUGUUUGAUUAUAGUAAUAAAAAUAUUUCUAAAUCAGAUUACUCUCAUCCUGUAGAUAAUAAUAAUAGUAAUAGUAAUAAAAGUAACAUUAACAGUAUACCUACUAACAAGGAUAAUAAUACUGAACCUGUGAUAAAUACUAUUGGAGGUUGUAAUACAGGAAUGAAAUUCUCCUCGCUUUCAUCAUUCAUUCAAACUAAUCCGAUAUAUUCGUCAUUAGAUGAAGAAGGUAUGACUGAGUUUGCUAGUGCUCAAUCACACAUCUCAAGCAAAUCAACAUCACAAAGAAACAGUAUAAUCAAUAGUGAUAAAAUGGCGACCUUUCAUAUCAAGGAUUCUAAUGCUGGACAUCAAGAAGUUGAAGAGCAGUUAUAUCUUCCAGAUAUUAGUACAUAUUCUAAAUAUCGUUUCAAGUAUUCAAAAUUAAAACCAAGAUUUUCAUAUUCAUUUCCAUAUGAAUUAUAUCGUAAUACAUCGUUGGAUUUAGUGAAGAAAUAUGAUAGCGAUAAACCUCCUGGAAUAUCAUCUUCAUCAAAACUUGUAAAAUCAAAUACUGAAGAUUUAGGUGAUGUACAUUCAAGUUUACUUAGUACAUUUAAUCAAGUGGAUAUGAAUAAUGAAAUCGGUAACAGUCAAGGCAAAGACAAUAGUGGUCGCCUUUAUUCCUAA
Messenger RNA from Trichobilharzia szidati, 3577 nucleotides. NCBI's taxonomy places the organism in Eukaryota, Metazoa, Platyhelminthes, Trematoda, Strigeidida, Schistosomatidae. The record is from the annotation of a GenBank genome assembly.